UGCGUGGAUGGGAAGACGCGCUGUCCCUGUGUUGAGGAACGUAUUUCCUGUACACGAGAUUGUAGAUGCAAGGGAUGCAGAAACAAAGAAAGCCAGGAACUUUGCAAAGUAACCUCUAACAGCGUAUCCUGCAGGUGUGGAGUCGAUAAAAGCAGAGAAAAUCAGGAAUACGUCGCUUGUGUAGAUGGGAAAAGAAAAACCAAAUGUCCAUGUGUACGCGCAAGAGCAUGUUGUGGGCUGAAAUGCUCAUGCAGGAACUGUGGGAAUUGUGACAACAAGCCGGAUAAAGUUACCGAUUUAGUGAAAAUCCCAGCAAAGAGAAAGCGUGAAAGUCCUGUACCAUUCAAGAAGAGGCGGAGUGCGGAGUAUCUCGCAUCUAAUAGUACAAACCCGUCAGCCGGACCAUGGACUACUCAUGAAACAUGCCUUCUCUUUAGUACCAUGCAGCUAAUUGAGGCAACG
Molecule: messenger RNA, 462 nt
Organism: Porites lobata
Lineage: Eukaryota; Metazoa; Cnidaria; Anthozoa; Scleractinia; Poritidae
Source: the annotation of a GenBank genome assembly